UGUUGGCAAGUUCGUUGCGUUGACAGGUCCUUCAGAAAAUGUUGUUGUAGAUAACACAUCCUCCAACUUCACUCUGCAUCCUUUCUUCAUCAUCAUUUCUCAUAUUGCCUCUCCGCCAUGGCCACCGGCGCCACCCUCCUCACCGACCUCCCUUUCCGGCGUCCUCACCCUCUCACUCUUCUUCGCCCCUCAAACAUUCCUUCUUUCCACCCCCUUCACGUUUCUCUCCGAAACAAUCACCUUCGCCCCAAUUUCAGAUGUUCAAUCGCCGAAGGCUCCACCGCUCUUUCCCCUUCCAAGGCCUCUGGUCAAUCUUCCAUGGUGGAUUGUGUGGUCGUCGGUGGUGGAAUUAGCGGCCUCUGCAUCGCUCAAGCUCUUCAAACAAAGCACCCCAAUGUUGCCCCUAACAUCAUCGUCACUGAGGCUAAGGAUCGCGUUGGAGGCAACAUCACUACUGUUGAAAGGGACGGCUAUCUCUGGGAAGAAGGGCCUAAUAGCUUCCAGCCUUCCGAUCCUAUUCUCACUAUGGUGGUGGAUAGUGGCUUGAAAGAUGAUUUAGUUCUGGGAGACCCGGAUGCACCUCGAUUUGUAUUGUGGAAUGGAAAGCUCAGACCAGUGCCUGCGAAGCCUAAUGAUUUACCUUUCUUUGACCUGAUGAGCCUUGGUGGAAAAAUCAGAGCAGGCUUUGGUGCACUGGGCAUUCGCCCUCCUCCUCCAGGUCGUGAGGAAUCAGUUGAAGAAUUUGUUCGUCGAAACCUUGGCGAUGAAGUUUUUGAACGCUUGAUAGAGCCAUUUUGUUCUGGUGUUUAUGCUGGUGACCCUUCAAAGCUAAGCAUGAAAGCAGCUUUUGGUAAGGUUUGGAAGCUAGAGCAAAAUGGUGGUAGUAUUAUUGGUGGGACUUUCAAAGCAAUUCAAGAAAGGAAUAAAGCUACCAAGCCACCAAGAGAUCCGCGUCUACCAAAGCCUAAGGGCCAAACUGUUGGAUCUUUUAGGAAAGGACUUGCCAUGUUGCCAAAUGCUAUUUCUACUUGCUUGGGCAGUAAAGUAAAAUUAUCUUGGAAGCUAUCUAGUAUCAGUAAAGUGGAUGAUGGAGGUUACAGUUUGACAUAUGAAACGCCAGAAGGACUAGUCUCCAUACUAAGCAGAAGUGUCAUCAUGACAGUUCCUUCUUAUAUUGCCGGCACUCUGUUGCGUCCAAUCUCGGGGAAAGCUGCAGAUGCACUUUCAAAAUUUUAUUAUCCACCAGUUGCAUCAGUGACCAUAUCAUAUCCAAAAGGAGCAAUUAGGAAAGAAUGCUUGAGUGAUGGUGAACUAAAGGGGUUUGGUCAAUUGCACCCUCGUAGCCAGGGGGUAACAACUUUGGGAACUAUAUACAGCUCAUCACUUUUUCCUAAUCGAGCACCAGAUGGAAGGGUAUUGCUCUUGAACUACAUUGGAGGGGCUACUAAUACUGAAAUUCUUUCCAAGACGGAGAGCGAACUCGUGGAAGUAGUCGAUCAGGAUUUGAGAAAAAUCCUCAUAAACCCAAAUGCAGAGGAUCCUCUGUCAUUGAGCGUGAGGGUGUGGCCGCAAGCCAUUCCACAGUUCUUGAUUGGUCAUCUCGAUCUUCUGGAUACCGCUAAGGCUGGAUUGAGAGAGGCUGGAAUGGAAGGGCUAUUUUUAGGCGGAAACUAUGUAUGUGGUGUGGCCUUGGGGAGAUGUGUGGAGGGUGCCUAUGAAACUGCAGCUGAGGUAGCUGGUUUUCUGUCUAAAAAAGUGUAUAAAUAAUUAGCUUUUUUUUUGUGUGUGCUUUCUACCAUUAGGCAGAUAUGGAACUGACGGGCUCUUCACGCCCUUGAGCUGUAACUUGUAACUUGUAAAGGAUAGCUUGAUUUUUGUCUUGUUUUGUUGCUAGCAAUAGUUGUAAUCCUAUUUUUAGGAUGAAUCCUAACAUGUUGAGCUCUCCAAAACUUCUUGAUUGACUUUCAACGAACCCCAUUGUUUUAGUUAUUAUA
Benincasa hispida (wax gourd) is the source of this 1994-nucleotide messenger RNA. Its product is annotated as Flavin containing amine oxidoreductase family. The record is from RefSeq and is a predicted model, not a curated record. Gene Ontology annotation, biological process: porphyrin-containing compound biosynthetic process. Lineage: Eukaryota; Viridiplantae; Streptophyta; Magnoliopsida; Cucurbitales; Cucurbitaceae. Gene Ontology annotation, molecular function: protoporphyrinogen oxidase activity, oxygen as acceptor. Gene Ontology annotation, cellular component: chloroplast thylakoid.